Aspergillus costaricaensis CBS 115574 is the source of this 1219-nucleotide messenger RNA. Its product is annotated as Efg1 domain-containing protein. The transcript has 2 exons. The record is from RefSeq and is a predicted model, not a curated record. Gene Ontology annotation, cellular component: preribosome, small subunit precursor; nucleolus. Bases 72 to 1025 code for a protein of 317 amino acids. NCBI's taxonomy places the organism in Eukaryota, Fungi, Ascomycota, Eurotiomycetes, Eurotiales, Aspergillaceae. Gene Ontology annotation, biological process: maturation of SSU-rRNA from tricistronic rRNA transcript (SSU-rRNA, 5.8S rRNA, LSU-rRNA).
AUCAGCCUCCCCCUUCUUUCUCCUUCUCACUCAGACCGCACCCCGGAAAGAGAAAAGAACCCGAGAUAACAAUGCCACGAGAGUACGCCCCCGCCGACAGAAAACGCAAAUCCCACGAUAUCUCCGACGAUGCAGAUGCAGCAGCAGCAACAGCGCCCGGAGGAGGCCCGCGGAAGAAAAUCCACCUUCCCAAGAAAGAACACAAGUACCCGUCUGUGAACGAGCUCAAGAAACGGAUUCGGGAUGUGAAGCGUCUUCUCAACAAGACGGAUUUGCCGGCUGAUGCGCGCAUCGUGCAGGAGCGUGCGUUGUCGGGGUAUGAGAAGGAAUUGGAGGAUGAGUUAAAGAGGAGGGAUCGGUCGAAGAUGAUUAAGAAGUAUCAUUUUGUGAGGUUUUUGGACCGCAAAACCGCAACCAAAGACGUGAACCGGCUGGUGCGCCGCGAAAAGGAAGUCUCGAGUGCCGGUCCCGAUGUCAUGGAUGAGAAGACCAAGGAGAAGAAGCUUGCUUCGUUGGCCGGGAAGCUCCGAGUCGCUCGCGUGAACUUGAACUAUACGAUCUACUAUCCGUUGGAUGAGAAGUAUAUCGCCUUGUACGCGGAGCAGAAGAAGAAGGUCAAGGGAGAGGGUGCUGAGGAUGGUGGCGAUGGCGCUGACUCGGACGGUGAUGCGCGGUUUGGAAUGGUGCAUGCGACGGUUGCGGAUAAGCCGGCGAUGUGGCAUGUGGUGGAGAAGUGUAUGAAGGAUGGGACGUUGGACAUGUUGAGGGAUGGGAAGUUGGAGUCUGGGGCGAAGGCUGGAGAGAAGGAUCGGAAGAAGGAGGAGAGAAGUCAAAGGGGUGGUGAGAAGGCGAAGAAGAGCCAGGAGCGUGGGCUGUCGUCGUCGCAGACUGGGAAGAGCAAGGACAGGUCCAGGAAGGCGGAUGAUAGGAAGAGGACUAGGGGAUCGGCUGCUGAGGAUCAUGUCAUGCGGGAUGCGGGCAAUGAUGAUGGCGAGGAGAGUGAUGGCGGUUUCUUUGAGAUGUGAAAUUGCCGUGUGUCUGGGCUGGUUGAGCGUGAACGCAUUUUCUGGAGUUGGAGUUACAUGUCUUAUCUGUUUCUUUCCUGGGCCUUUCUCAUUGAAGUGUGCGGCUAUGCCCUUAUACGAUACCCAAUGAUCAAGUGUUUUCAACUAUCCGAGUUCCUACAAUAAAACGCUAGAGGCUAGAUGCUAAGAACCAG